AUGGAUAUGCCGCCGAUCAUGCACGAUAGUGACCGUUACGACUUCGUUCGUGAUAUCGGAUCCGGGAAUUUCGGUGUCGCCAGACUCAUGACUGAUAAACUCACCAAAGAGCUUGUUGCUGUCAAGUAUAUCGAACGCGGAGAUAAGAUUGAUGAAAAUGUGAAGAGAGAAAUAAUCAAUCACAGGUCUCUAAGACAUCCUAAUAUUAUCAGGUUUAAGGAGGUCAUUUUAACACCUACUCAUCUGGCCAUUGUAAUGGAAUAUGCAUCUGGAGGAGAAAUGUUUGAACGAAUCAGCAAAGCCGGGCGUUUUACGGAGGAUGAGGCCCGCUUUUUCUUUCAACAACUCAUAUCUGGGGUCAGCUAUUGUCAUUCAAUGCAAGUAUGUCAUCGAGAUCUGAAGUUGGAAAACACGUUGUUGGAUGGAGACCCAGCACUUCAUCUGAAGAUUUGUGAUUUUGGAUACUCCAAAUCUUCGGUGCUUCAUUCACAGCCAAAGUCAACUGUGGGAACUCCUGCUUAUAUUGCUCCAGAAGUACUUCUGAAGCAAGAGUAUGAUGGAAAGAUUGCCGAUGUCUGGUCAUGUGGUGUAACCUUAUACGUGAUGCUAGUGGGGUCAUAUCCUUUUGAAGAUCCCGAUAAUCCGAAGGAUUUCCGGAAGACAAUUCAGAGGGUUCUCAGUGUCCAGUAUUCUGUGCCAGACUUUGUUCAAAUAUCUCCUGAAUGUCGCGACAUUAUAUCAAGAAUCUUUGUUUUCGACCCUGCAGAGAGAAUCACCAUUCCAGAGAUAAUGAGAAAUGAAUGGUUUCGAAAGAAUCUUCCUGCUGACUUGGUGAAUGAAAAUAUAACGGAUAACCAAUUUGAAGAACCAGAUCAGCCUAUGCAGAGUAUGGAUACGAUCAUGCAGAUAAUUUCAGAAGCUACCGUACCAGCAGCUGGGAGCUUUUAUAUAGACCAUUUUAUGCCUGAUAACCCUGAUACGGAUGAGGAUAUGGGUGAAAUAGACUCUGACUAUGAACUUGAUGUAGAUAGCAGCGGUGAGAUUGUAUAUGCCAUAUAA
Molecule: messenger RNA, 1059 nt
Organism: Lathyrus sativus (Indian pea)
Lineage: Eukaryota; Viridiplantae; Streptophyta; Magnoliopsida; Fabales; Fabaceae
Source: the annotation of a GenBank genome assembly